AAGGCAAAAAAAAAUUGAAAUAAACUAAAAGGAGGCAAAAGAAGCGUAACUUCCGCCACCUCACUCCCUCUUCCUUCUUCUCUAAUCCUCUUUUGCAUCCUUCGCCGCUGAACCGGCGUUUCAGUUUUCACACUCGGAAAAGUGAUUUUCCGACAAAGAUGAAGCGAAGAUGACUACAACAUCGACCAUUCACCUUUUACAGACGACACGGAAGCUAGUAGUUGAAGUCAUCGACGCUCGCGAUCUUCUCCCCAAAGACGGCCAAGGCAGCUCCAGCCCUUACGUCAUUGCAGAUUUUGAUGGGCAGAGGAAGCGGACUUCCACCAAAUUCAGAGAUCUGAAUCCAUUAUGGAACGAGAAGCUCGAGUUCAUCGUCACCGAUCCCAAGACUAUGGAUGCCGAAGAGUUAGAAAUCGAUGUCUUCAACGACAAGAAGAUGGGGAGCGGCGGUGGAAGCUCCCGCAAGAACCACUUCCUCGGUCGAGUGAAGCUCUAUGGGACUCAGUUCGUCAAGAGAGGGGAAGAAGGUCUAAUAUACUUUCCUUUGGAGAAGAAAAGCGUCUUCAGUUGGAUUAAAGGCGAAAUCGGGUUGAGAAUUUACUAUUACGAUGAGAUUGACGAACAGAAAACAGAGGGAGAACCACCGCAGGAGAAGGAGGCGGUAACCCAAGUAGUGGAAGCCAAGAGAUCGCCGGUGAUGAUGGUGCGGGAGGAGGAUAGGUACUCGCCUGAGAUUCCAAUGCCUUCGGAAACGGCUCAAGAAAUGGCAGAGCCACCGCCGAUCGUCAUAAUUGAAGAGUCGCCUCCCCCGGCAACCGUACAAGUUGAGCACCGCCACAACAUACCACCGAAUGAGUCUUUCCCGCCGGCAGGACCAACACAGACGGAACCAUCACAUUUCCCUCCGGAAGUACGAAAGAUGCAGACCUGUGGAGUAGGGAGUGGGGAGCGAGUUACCACCGAACGAGUUAGGGUUCUGAGGAGAUCAAAUGGGGAAUACGCACCGAGGGUGAUCACCGCCAAGUUCACCGGCGAAAAUGAGCGGAUUUCAGCUUACGAUCUGGUUGAGCCAAUGCAGUAUCUGUUUAUCCGAAUCGUGAAGGCUCGUGGCCUUUUAGCGAACGAAAGUCCUUACGUGAAGAUUCACACUGGUAGCUACAAUGUCAGAUCGAAACAUGCGACUCACAGGCCCGGCGAACCUUCUGGGAAUCCUGAGUGGCACCAGGUCUUCGCUCUUGGCUACAAUAGGCCGGAUACUGCGAGCGUCACGUUGGAGAUCGCUGUCUGGGACGGAGCGUCUGAAGCCUUUCUCGGUGGCGUUUGUUUCGAUUUAUCCGACGUUCCGGUGAGGGAUCCACCGGACAGUCCUUUGGCUCCGCAAUGGUACCGUCUAGAAGGUGGCGGCGAGGAUCAGCAUUCCGGCAGGGUCUCCGGCGACAUUCAGCUAUCGGUCUGGAUCGGCACUCAGGCCGACGACGCGUUCCCCGAGUCAUGGAGCUCGGACUCUCCGUACGUGAGCCACACUCGCUCGAAAGUAUACCAGUCGCCGAAGCUAUGGUACCUAAGGGUUACAGUCAUCGAAGCUCAAGACCUGCACUUCUCUUCACAACCUCCUCCCCCGGCAACAGUUCCAGAUGUACGGAUGAAAGCACAGUUAGGGUUUCAGUCCAUACGAACACGACGCGCCACCAGCAAUCACGGCUCAUCCUUCUUCUGGAACGAAGACUACGUCUUCGUUGCAAGCGAGCCCCUGGAAGACGAAUUGAUCAUACUAGUAGAGGACCGGACGAGCAAAGAGGCCGUGCUUCUCGGGCACGUCGUCGUGGCGUUGAAUUCCAUCGAACAGCGUGUAGACGAGCGUCCCGUGGCUUCCAAGUGGCUCGUGUUGGAAGGCGGCGGCGGAGGUGGAGGUGGUGGUGGUGGGUCCUAUUGCGGCAGGAUUAAUUUGCGGCUCUGCUUGGAAGGUGGUUAUCACGUGCUCGACGAAGCGGCGCACCUGAGUAGCGAUUUCCGUCCGACGGCGAAGCAACUGUGGAAGCCGCCAAUCGGAAUUUUAGAGCUGGGGAUUCUCGGGGCCCGUGGGUUGCUUCCGAUGAAGACAAAAAGUGGGGGCAAAGGCGCCACAGAUGCUUACUGUGUGGCCAAGUAUGGGAAAAAGUGGGUUCGGACCAGGACCGUCACUGACAGUUUCGAUCCCCGAUGGAAUGAACAGUACACGUGGCAGGUCUACGAUCCCUGCACGGUGCUGACAAUUGGAGUGUUUGACAACUGGCGUAUGUUCGCUGAUAUCACGGAAGAAAAGCCCGACCGCCGUAUCGGCAAGGUACGUAUACGCGUGUCGACGUUGGAGAGCAACAAGGUGUAUACCAACUCGUAUCCCUUACUGGUGCUUCUGAGAUCAGGAUUGAAGAAGAUGGGCGAGAUAGAGGUUGCGGUGAGGUUCGCUUGUCCUUCCUUACUGCCCGACACAUGUGCGAUUUAUGGGCAACCGUUGCUCCCUCGAAUGCACUACCUCCGCCCACUCGGGGUGGCUCAGCAGGAAGCACUGCGUGGGGCUGCCAUAAAGAUGGUGGCAGCGUGGCUUGGACGGUCCGAACCACCACUGGGUCAAGAGGUUGUAAAGUGCAUGCUCGAUGCGGAUUCACACACGUGGAGUAUGAGGAAAAGCAAGGCGAAUUGGUUCAGGAUCAUGGCGGUGCUUGGAUGGGCCGUAGGAUUGGCGAGAUGGCUGGAUGACAUCCGACGGUGGAGGAAUUCCGUCACUACAGUGUUAGUGCACGUGCUGUACUUGGUGCUGGUGUGGUUCCCAGAACUGAUAGUGCCGACGGGAUUCUUGUACGUGUUCCUUGUCGGGGUCUGGUAUUAUCGGUUCCGGCCAAAGAUUCCGGCCGGAAUGGAUAUUCGGCUCUCGCAGGCCGAAAUGGUUGACCCGGAUGAGCUGGACGAGGAGUUGGAUACGAUGCCGAGUACAAUGCCAGCAGAUAUUAUAAGAGCCCGAUAUGAUAGGCUAAGGACGUUGGCAGCAAGGAUACAGACGGUGUUGGGGGACUUCGCGACACAAGGGGAGAGAUUGCAGGCGUUGGUGAGUUGGCGGGACCCAAGGGCCACGCGACUGUUCAUUGGAGUGUGCUUGAUGGUGGCGGUGGUGUUGUACGUGGUCCCACACAAGAUGGUGGCAGUAGCUCUUGGUUUCUAUUUCUUAAGGCAUCCAAUGUUUAGAGAGCCGAUGCCGCCGGCGAGUUUAAACUUUUUCCGGCGCCUUCCAAGUUUGUCCGACCGAUUGAUUUAGGUUACAA
Molecule: messenger RNA, 3296 nt
Organism: Telopea speciosissima
Lineage: Eukaryota; Viridiplantae; Streptophyta; Magnoliopsida; Proteales; Proteaceae
Product: protein QUIRKY
Exons: 1
Coding region: 170-3289 (1039 amino acids)
Source: RefSeq, a predicted model, not a curated record